AUGCUGGGCACCCAGGUGGACGAGCUCGAGAUCGACCCUAUGACCCUAAACCUCAUCAUCCUAGUCACCAGCUACGUCAUCCUCCUGCUGGUCUUCCUCAUCUCCUGCAUCAUGUACGACUGCCAAGGAAAAGAUCCCAGCAAAGAGUACGCUCCGGCCCCGCUGCCCGGUGCCAACCGGGCACCCAUCCGCCUGGUGGUCAUACAGAAUUCGCCCACUUGCCAGGAAAGCACCAGAGACGUCGCAGCAUCCAAAUCGAUCGGUGGCGAGACGAGGGAGAAGAAGACCACCGUGGUGUAG
Trichomycterus rosablanca is the source of this 300-nucleotide messenger RNA. RefSeq names its product small integral membrane protein 36-like. NCBI's taxonomy places the organism in Eukaryota, Metazoa, Chordata, Actinopteri, Siluriformes, Trichomycteridae. The transcript has a single exon. The record is from RefSeq and is a predicted model, not a curated record. Bases 1 to 300 code for a protein of 99 amino acids.